This is a messenger RNA of Saccharomycodes ludwigii, 573 nucleotides long. It is a transcript of the gene PPT2, whose product is annotated as holo-[acyl-carrier-protein] synthase. The coding region runs from base 1 to 573 and encodes 190 amino acids. The transcript has a single exon. Gene Ontology annotation, molecular function: holo-[acyl-carrier-protein] synthase activity; magnesium ion binding. Lineage: Eukaryota; Fungi; Ascomycota; Saccharomycetes; Saccharomycodales; Saccharomycodaceae. The record is from RefSeq and is a predicted model, not a curated record.
AUGAUCUAUGGUAUUGGGGUCGACAUAGUUUAUUUAAAAAGAUUUGAUAAGCUUUUGCUCAAAACGUUUUUGAAACCAGCAUUAUCAAAGUUACCAAGUCGGUCAACUACUUGUUUGAAUAAUACUAAUAAUACUUUAGAAAAAAUAUGCAAUAAAUUCAUGCAUAAAAACGAAUGGGAUUAUUUUUGCAACCAACUAGAAUCACAUAACGAAAGGGUUAAAUAUAUUGCUGGAGUAUGGGCUAUAAAAGAGUCUAUUUUAAAAACAUUACCCGAUGGUAACGAUAUUCUAUUACCACCAACGGUUACCAUUUAUACGAAAAUCUUUUAUAAAGGAGUAACUAUGAAAAAACAGGAUAAUGAUUUUAUAAGGGGAAACAAUAGUGUUUCAAGUAGUUCUAAACCUCGUAUUAUAAUAGAUGAAAGUUAUGUUGAAGAAAUGAUAAAAAACCGAGACAACAAGAAUAAGUAUAAGGAUUUUAUCACCAUGUUAGCAAACUCUAAGUUUCACGUUUCACUUUCGCAUGAUGGUGAUUACUUGAUAGCAUAUGUAGUAAGAGUAAAAGAUUUAUAA